CAUUCCUCUGGACCAACAGCCCCUACAAUCCGGAGAGCUUCUCUAGGAUCUUGGCAGAAAGCUCAUUCCAGCUAGAAGUCGCCGGGAAAAUGUUGGUGAAGCGGCGAAAUCGAAAAUGCAAGAGACUUCAUUGGGUAAUGAAAGAAUGAACAAUAAUAACACCAACAACCGCAACAAGAAGAAGAAAUCUGAGGAAUAUAGUAAAGAAGAGCCCGAGGUGGUAGCCACGGCUACUGCCGUGGCGGUUCCAGCGCCGUUCCUCGUCGGCCGAAAUCGAUCUCCCUCAAGGAAGCUCGUUCUCUACACCAAACCAGGUUGCUGUUUGUGCGAUGGCCUCAAAGAAAAGCCUCAAGCAGCUUUUUUAGUUGCCGGCCCAGAUUCCCUCCACGAUGUUCAUUUGCAGAUAAGAUCACGUCCAAUUACCGACUGCCGCGACCACCGCCCAUAGUGGCAGCAUCGGCAGCGAAUGAGUGGUACUGGAACAGACAAGGGAUAGUGAGCGGGUUGGGUCCUUUGGGAGAUGCAAAGCACCCAAACAAUAAUAACCGUCACAGUCAUGGAAUAGGUGCUCAGCAACAUCAAAUUUCAAGCAUAAAUGCGGAUUCAGCAGCUGCCAUGCAUCAGAUUUCUUCUUCCUCCGUCCCCUUCCCAGAUCUGUAGAUCUGGGACUUGCGACCUUAAAAAAGGAGAAGAUUUCUCUUAUUUUUUUCUUCCUCCGUCACACCGUAGAUCUGGGACGUUUCAGAGAGAGAGAGAUAUUAGAUAUAGAGGAAGAAAGGACUUUGAACGAAGAAUAGAGGAGAAAAAACUCACCGACCUCCGAUUGAAGUUCGUGGUGGUUCCAGCGGUGUUUUUCGUCGGCUGGAGUCGACUUCCGCCAGAGCUCCGCUGUUCUGUUUUUGCAGCGACCUCCGUCGAUGACAAGUUAAAAGCAAGGAUACAAAUGUAAUUUUACAUAGGGGUAUAACGGGCAUUUUACUUUUUUCGUCC
Nelumbo nucifera (sacred lotus) is the source of this 990-nucleotide messenger RNA. Lineage: Eukaryota; Viridiplantae; Streptophyta; Magnoliopsida; Proteales; Nelumbonaceae. The record is from RefSeq and is a predicted model, not a curated record.